ACUAAGUCUCAUAGUAGCAAAGAUAGAGAAGGCUAUUGUUGAUGGCUACUGCUGCCAGUUUCUCACAGCCAUCCAAAUGGUUCUCCAACAAGAGCUUCAAGCUGAGCCUGCAGCGGUUCAUUCGCUCCAAGCCCAAACAUCCAUCGUCGCCACCGCCUGCAGCUAAAGGCCCAGCGACUGACGACUUCCGCGAAGCAUUCCGCCUCUUCGACGGCGACGGCGACGGCAAGAUAUCGGGGGAGGAGCUCCGGUCCUACUUCGCGUGGGCCGGCGAGGAAGUGGCCGCCGAGGAGGCCGACAGGGUGAUCCGCGACUUCGACUCCGACGGCGACGGCCUGAUGGACUACGGCGACUUCCUGCGGCUCGUGCUCGAGAAGGGCGACGGCGGGGACGACGAGGACCUGCGGCGAGCGUUCGAGAUGUUCGAGGCGGAGAAGGGGGCCGGGUGCAUCACCGCCACCGGUCUGCAGCGGGUCCUGAGCCGCCUGGGGGACGCACCGUCCCACGAGGAGUGCACCGCCAUGAUCCGAGCUCACGACCUCGACGGCAACGGCGUGCUCGACUACCACGAGUUCCAUCGCAUGAUGACGCUGUCUUAAAGCUCAUGCGUGCAUGUAUGCAUGCAUGCAUGCGUUGCGUCGUCCAUGCUCUAACGUAGCUCAGCUCUCAUUUGGUGUUUUAGGAGUGAGAAAUGCCACCUUCAUGCAGAUCUCUUUAGUUUAGAUGAUGCAUUAAAACAACAUGUACUUCUCUUGUGAGUGUUUGAUCACUUGUGAUCUGAAAUGUAGGAAGAAGGUAGAUAUAAAUAUCCUUUCUCUCUUGCAAUAACCGUG
Molecule: messenger RNA, 833 nt
Organism: Musa acuminata AAA Group (dessert banana)
Lineage: Eukaryota; Viridiplantae; Streptophyta; Magnoliopsida; Zingiberales; Musaceae
Product: probable calcium-binding protein CML41
Exons: 1
Coding region: 42-599 (185 amino acids)
Molecular function (GO): calcium ion binding
Source: RefSeq, a predicted model, not a curated record